Messenger RNA from Grosmannia clavigera kw1407, 345 nucleotides. RefSeq lists its product as uncharacterized. The transcript is spliced from 2 exons. The record is from RefSeq and is a predicted model, not a curated record. NCBI's taxonomy places the organism in Eukaryota, Fungi, Ascomycota, Sordariomycetes, Ophiostomatales, Ophiostomataceae. Bases 1 to 345 code for a protein of 114 amino acids.
AUGCUUCCGACCCCGGCCACCUCCACCACCUUUUCGUGCCAGCUGAGCAACACGCUCAUGCCACCGGCCGAGUUAUCGUUCAUACCACCCGGUCGUCCGCUCAUCUGGCUGAAGCCCGUCUGCUGCGGCGUGAUACCGCGAGUCGGAGUGCGCGGUCCGCUGCUAGCCGGUGCCGCCGAAGAGGCCAUGCCCUUGUACUUCAUCAGCACAUCCAGCAGCUCGCUGCCGUUCUCCGACGCGUACAGCCGCGACAACAGCGGGUUCAUCUCGCUCGCCUUGAUCGACUGCAGCACCUCGACAACCGUCUGCAUCGCCGCCUCCUUGGCCGCGUCGGAGCCGGCAUAG